UUGGAGUUUCCUGAGCUAUACAGCAAAUUCCCAUUGGCUAUCUAGUUUACAUAUGCUCUACAAUGCUUUCCCCUCUUUACUACAUUAUCUCCCAGGGAGUCAUAACAUAUUAUUUAAAAACAUGACUGAGCAAAGAAAGUUUAUUUUGGAGAAAAUAAAGGAACACCAAGAAUCCUUGGACCUCAAUAACCCUCAAGACUUUAUUGAUUACUUCCUGAUUAAAAUGGAAAAGAAACACAGUAAACAGUCUGAAUUUACCAUGGACAACUUGAUAACCAGUCUAUGGGAUUUGCUUACUGCUAGAAUAGAGGCAAUAAGCAUCACUCUGAGAUAUGGACUGCUGCUCCUGCUGAAGCACCCAGAGGUCACAGCUAAAGUCCAGGAAGAAAUUAACCAUGUGGUUGGCAGAAACCAGAGCCCCUGCAUGCAGGACAGGAGCCGCAUGCCCUACACAGAUGCUGUGAUCCAUGAGAUCAUGAGAUACAUUGUAGUUGUCCCCAACAACCUACCCCAUGCAGCAGCUCAGGACAUUAAAUUCAGAGAAUAUAUCAUUCCCAAGGGCACAACCAUAUUAACAUCUCUGACUUCUAUUCUGCACGAUGGCAAAGAGUUUCCCAACCCAGAGCAGUUUGAUCCUGGUCACUUCCUGGAUAAAACUGGUAACUUUAAGAAGAGUGACUACUUCAUGGCUUUUUCAGCAGGAAAAAGAGUUUGUGCUGGAGAAGGUUUGGCCCGCAUGGAGCUGUUUUUACUCCUGGUCAGCAUUUUACAGCAUUUUACCUUGAAAUCUCUGGUUGAUCCGAAGAAUAUUGACACUACACAACUUCUGAAAGCGUUAGGCUCUCUACUACACUUUUACGAGGUCUAUUUCAUUGCAUUCUGA
Messenger RNA from Budorcas taxicolor (takin), 883 nucleotides. RefSeq names its product cytochrome P450 2C31-like. The coding region runs from base 53 to 883 and encodes 276 amino acids. The record is from RefSeq and is a predicted model, not a curated record. The transcript has 6 exons. Gene Ontology annotation, molecular function: oxidoreductase activity, acting on paired donors, with incorporation or reduction of molecular oxygen, reduced flavin or flavoprotein as one donor, and incorporation of one atom of oxygen; iron ion binding; heme binding. Gene Ontology annotation, biological process: xenobiotic metabolic process. NCBI's taxonomy places the organism in Eukaryota, Metazoa, Chordata, Mammalia, Artiodactyla, Bovidae. Gene Ontology annotation, cellular component: cytoplasm; intracellular membrane-bounded organelle.